GUUGGAGCUGCAUUGCUGAGCGCUGUUUGGGACCCCUGGUUGUGGAUUUUGGGGGCAGUGCUAAAUUCAAAUCUGCUCGGGCUCAACACACGCCUCGUUUCGAGCUGCGCCACUGUGCUCCAGGUUUUCGCGCAGAGCGAGAAACGAAACGCACACGGGAUGCUGCGAGGAGAAACACAGCAACUCCAGUUCAGUUCGAGGAAAUAUGACUUUGCUCAGUAGAAAUGAUGGAUGCGAUAGACUCCGUUGAUCCAUACAGCCGACCAGCGCGCAGGACACAAUGGAUAGUCAGCACCCUGGCUUACCAUUACGGACUGGACCGGGGAGUGGAGAACGAGAUUAUUGUUUUGGCCACCGGGUUGGAUCAGUAUCUGCAGGAGAUUUUCCACCACAUGGACUAUCAAGGUGCAGGCAAAAUCCCCGUGGAGGAGUUUAACAUCCUGUGUGAAGUUUUGGGACUGGACAAAGACUCGGAGGACACAGAAUGCGUCGACGUUUUGGACAAUUUGCCCAGCGAGCUCACCUUCAGACAGUUCCACGCCAAACUGUGCGGGUACUUCAGCACUAAGGCUGGCUGCCAGUAUGAGAACGGCCGGCUGCUGGUCGGGAUGGACAGCGAGCACAUAGAGACUCAGAUCCGCUUGAGGAGCCCGCUGAAGCGCCGAGAGAAGCUGUUGUCUGUGGGAGCGAGCAGCGGCCCCUCUCCUCUCCCGGAGGGGCGGCACGCCUCCGGCUGCAGGCUUGGCUCCUGCACCCGAGAGUGCUACGAGGAGAUCGUGGCCCUGGAGGAAGCGGAGGAUCGAAUAGCCAAACUGGAGGAUGAGAAUGCAAGUUUGAGGGAGUUGAUCGAGGACAUGCGUGCCGCACUUCAGAGCAGUGAUGCCCGCUGUUUGGCUCUGCAGGUCGGACUGUGGAAAAGCCACUCCAAACACAAAGCAGACGAAGGCUGUUUUGUCGCUCGCCAGAAGCAAGCCAUGCAGAAAAAAAUGGCCAACACCAACCUGAAAAGCUUACAGAACAUAAUCCACGAAAUAGAGCUGCUGCGUAGCUCGCAAGAUCGGCAGGUGGAGGAAGCCAUGCGUUGUAAUCAGAGACUGGAGCAGGAACUGUGGAGCUCUAAAGAGACUGUGGCUGCGUUGGAGGACUGCAACAGGGCACUGAAGAAGGAGCAGGUGGCCAUGAGAAGGAAGGUGGAGGAGGCCCGGCAGGCGCUGCUCAGCGGACUGGGUAAAGUGAAGGAACUGGAGGCAAAGGCAAAUCAUGUAUCAGCACUGCAGAGACACAUCCUUCAGCUGGAAUCAGAGCUCCUCUACUACAGGUCAGAAGUGUCGAAACUACAACUCCCGGGCAGCACCAGUGCAGAGCAGCAACUGAGUGUCGGCAGCAGGCCAGGACAGAGAUGCUGCCUGGAUACCCAGCACGACCGCUGUUCCCCGACAGGAUGUGCUGUAACGACUCCAGACAAGAUGGAGGAGCAGCUGUUUCGGUCAGUGGAGGGCCAGGCAGCCUCUGACGAAGAGGAUGACAAGUGGACUGGAGAUCAACAGAGACAAGUGGAUGAGGUGAAGAGGAUCUUAGCCAGGCUAUCCUGCUGUGGGGAAAGGUGCGAGGACAAGGCAUUCAAGAAGUUAAUGUCUAAUUUCGGGAGCUCGAGAAGCGAAGAGAGCUGCAGUGCUGUGUUGGAGCUCCUUGAGAGAGUGACCAGGUUGCAUAAGCAGCUGGAGCUGAAGGAGAGCCAAGCUGAGAUAAACAUGGACCAGAUGAAGGACUCCCUGAUGCAGGAGCUGCAGCAGAAGGCUGAGGAGACUGAGCUGCUUCAGAUGGAGCUGCAGAUGCUGGAGACAGAGAGGGUCCGUCUGUCUCUGGUGGAGGAGAAGCUCGUGGACAUCCUGCAGCUUCUCCAGCAGCUCAGAGACCUGAACGUCUCACGGAGGUCUCUCGGGAAAAUCUUGCUCAGCACUCUGGAGUCUUGCAGUGACCCGCAGCACGGCAAGGCCCAUAUUCUGGAGGUGCUCAAUGCCCUCUAUCAUGAACUUACUGCUUGUGAGAUUCUGUCUUCUGGUAGACCUUUGGAAAAGACACACAGUCAGCAGUCUCUUGAUGCCCUCAUCAUCUCCUGCUAAACAAGACUGCCUCCUGCUGGCCUCGGAAAAUGCAAGCGUCUUUUUGGAGGACACUGAAAGCUCAAUAGUUUUGAUAUAUGAAGCUGAUUGAUGUGUAUAGUGUAUUAUAUUAUGGCGAUUAUAAGCCUCUUGCCCUGUAUCUAUAAAGGGAUGUUAAUCUAGAAUUAUUACAUAUAACUGAAAUACAUGCUCACAGAUUUCUUUAAAAGCUUUUAUUGCACAUAAACUUUCAGGAUGCAAAAAAAAAUUGUUUCAUUUGAACUUUUCCACAAAAGAUAUGUAAAUGUGAAAAUUCAGAAGUGAGUUUAACUUUAACAGGACAUAGUGCUCAACCUCUGCUGGUCAACCUCAACCUCAGACAUAACCAUUCCACAUCUGCUUUUUAAGAUGAAAUAAGCUGAAAAGAUGAUAGGCUACACAAACUGUAGAGAAAUAUGCAAUCUACAGUGUAUUUUACCAUCUCAGGAGACCACACAUGCUUUUAUUUUGCAGCCCUUAGGAUGCCUCCGCGUUGGGAGAUAAUGUGGGAUCAUUAGCCACUUUGUAUCUAACUGUGUUGACAUGGUCAUCUGUGACUAUUAAGCGAUAAAUAAAAAAGCCUCUGCAAAUCUGUUUGUCUGGAUAGAAAAUGUAUUUCUGCUCAACUUACUCAAGUUCCUCUUACUCACUUUUUGAACACAACACAUAACACAGUCUUCAUCAGCAUUACUAAUCACCUGACAAAUUGGACAGAGCUAAUGGCACUGGUUGUCUUCUAGCUGCUGACAACACAUACUUAUCCUGCCACAUCUUAAAGCUGUAUCUCAUGAGCGCACUAUUUAAUCUGGAAUUCACCAUUUUUGCCUCUUCUACUGAAAUCAUUUUAAAUAUUUCUUUUAACAUCAACUAUUAGUAGCCUACAUGCAAUCAUAGACUAUAUCAGCGGUCCCCAACCCCCGGGCCUCGGACCGGUACCGGUCCGUGAGUCGUUUGGUGCCAGGCUGCGAGAGUUGAGGCUCAGGUGUGAAAUGUAUGGUUUUCAGGGUUUUUAUCGAUUUUCAGCGUUAUUUUGUUAUCGUUUUUAUCGUUAACUCGGUUUUCCUGGGUCUUUUCACGUGUGUUAUGAAUAAAUCUUUUUUUUUUCGGUACCGGUACUAGUUUUAUUUUGUUGUAUUUAUCCGCGACACCUUAAAGGCCGGUCCGUGAAAAUAUUGUCGGGCAUAAACCGGUCCGUGGCACAAAAAAGGUUGGGGACCGCUGGACUAUAUAACAAAAACAGGCUAUCAACAACUUAUUUUGGCAAACUUUAUCUUCUAAGAAGUAAAUAAUACUUACUAUACCGCUUUUG
Pelmatolapia mariae (spotted tilapia) is the source of this 3450-nucleotide messenger RNA. It is a transcript of the gene efcc1, whose product is annotated as EF-hand and coiled-coil domain containing 1. NCBI's taxonomy places the organism in Eukaryota, Metazoa, Chordata, Actinopteri, Cichliformes, Cichlidae. Gene Ontology annotation, molecular function: calcium ion binding. Bases 225 to 2123 code for a protein of 632 amino acids. The transcript is spliced from 8 exons. The record is from RefSeq and is a predicted model, not a curated record.